AUCCGGAGUCAGCGGUAAUUUCACCUUCACUCGUAGUGAGUGUGUGACGCGACUCACAAUCGGGGAUCUUCUAGAUCGUUCGCCAGGGGGGACACCGCGUCGCCUCUCGAACGUUCCCUCCCCGCCUAUUAAUCCUUCUCCGUCCCUCCCGUCCCCGACUAAACCCUAGAAAAAAAAAAAAGGGGGCAUUCGGAGAGAACGAAGGAAAGCGUCGGUGAAUCUAAUGGCGGAUUCGGCCCUGUUCGACACGGCGGUGAGCCACCUCUUCCACCUACCGGAGACGCUCGAGAGGCUCGUGUUCCCCUCGCCGCGCCCCGACGAGGCCCACCGCGGCGUCCGCCACCGUGGCCACGGCGGAGGAGGCGGCGCCGCUGCCGAGCACGACGGUGAGAAGGGGUUCGGGAGCGUCCCCGCCGACGUGCUCGAGACCCCCAAGGAGUACACCUUCUUCCUCGACGUCCCCGGGUUCUCCAAGGCCGAUAUCCAGGUGACAUUGGAGAAUGAGAAGGUGCUGGUAAUAAAGAGUGCAGGGAAGCGAAAGAGGGAGGAAGCAGAGGAGGAAGGAUGCAAGUACCUGCGCCUGGAGCGGAGGGCCUCACCGCGAUUCUUGAGGAAGUUCCGGCUACCUGACGACGCCAAUCCGUCGGCGAUCACCGCCAAGUGCGAGAACGGCGUGCUUACCGUGGUCGUCGAGAAGCUGCCGCCGCCGGAGAGCAAGACAAGGACUGUUGAGGUUACAAUAGCUUAGGAAGGGUCUCAAUCAAGGGUGUUUUGUGAUUAAGUGAUGUAUUUUGUAUAAAGAAUUUGUAGUCACCAGUAGUUUUUUCGUUGCAGAUGUAAUGCGACUUUAUGUUCUCCUUUUGGGCAAGUAAUAGGUAGAUCCAUGCUUCUUUGGCUA
Molecule: messenger RNA, 898 nt
Organism: Ananas comosus (pineapple)
Lineage: Eukaryota; Viridiplantae; Streptophyta; Magnoliopsida; Poales; Bromeliaceae
Product: 17.4 kDa class III heat shock protein
Exons: 2
Coding region: 224-748 (174 amino acids)
Biological process (GO): response to salt stress; response to heat; protein complex oligomerization
Source: RefSeq, a predicted model, not a curated record